UCUUUCUAGUUCCUUGAAGUGUAAAGUUGGGUUGUUUGAAAUCUUUUUUUUUUUCUUAAUGUAGGCGUUUUUGCUCGCAUAUCAGGAAUUGACAGAAUCCAAGAGUGGAGGUGAAGGUUGAGUGCUAAUUUAAGGGGAAGUUGUCAUCCACAGGGAACUUACAGUUAUCCAGAACCAUUGCAGUGAAUUAAUUGAAGGUGAUAAAACUUUGGUAACUUAAAUACAUAAUGACUUAAAGGACGUAUACAGGAAGUUCUCAGGUGAUGGGGAUGAGAAUUAAAAUGUGGUGACAAAAAUAACUCAGAGAAGUAAUUGUAUGUGAGCAGCAGGUAGACCAAGAAGUAAGCCCCUCUCCCACCAGUGACUUCAUUGUUUUCUUUCUUCUUCUCCACAUUCCACUUCUUUCCCAUGAUAACUGUGUUGGAAGACAAGAAAAGGAUGAGACAGUGGAGGAAAUGAAUGGAGAGGAACAACACACCUUUGAUUCCAGGCGCUUUUUAUACAUUCCCAUUGAGUCUCUAAAAUAACUGAGGUAUAGAUAGAAGCCCCAAAUAAGUGUUAGCUAUGAUGUGCCAGGCACUAUCCCAAAUGUACCUGUAGAUCUGUCUCUUUGAGAAUCCUCACAACCCCAUGAGCAGGUAGGCUCUGAUCCCAAGAUCAAAGGUGAGAAAAGAGGCACAGAGAGAUCCUGUUAUUUGGCCAGUCACCUUGCCAAUAUGUGGCAUUGAGAAUAAAAACAACCAAGUGGAUUUGAGUCUAAACACUAAGCCUGAGCACUGGAUGUGCCCCCGGGUUUUCCCACAGGACAGAGAAACUUGGGGGGAAGGAGGUAAGACAGUAUCUGGUACACAGUAUGCUCUAUAAAAUAUGGAUUUGAUAAAUUUAUCCUCUUGGGUGGGUUUUCAUUUUCUUCUAUUUUCAUGUCUCCACAGGUCUUGUCUGUUCUCUCUUCCAAUUGGUUGUCUUUGUCACUGGCACUAAGGUUCUAGGUCUUGAGAGAAAAUAAAUGAUGUGAAUCAGAAUUCUAUCCCUUUUUCCUGCUCUUCCUCCUGCUCUGUCUUCUUCCUCUCCUUGUUAUUUGUUCCCAUCCUUGAUGUCCUCUGCCUCCUCCUCCUCCUCCCCUUUUGAAAAUGGGGUCAUGCUGUACAUGGUCUAUUUAAGCAAGGAGGAACUACAAAGGUUCAAGCAGCUUUUAGUGGAUGAGAACCCCAGACCUGGCUCUGUCCAGAUCACCUGGGACCAGGUGAAGACAGCCAGAUGGGGGGAGGUGGUUCAUCUCUUGAUGGAGUACUUCCCUGGCUGACUGGCUUGGGAUGUGACUCGUGACAUCUUUGCUAAGAUGAACCAGACAGAACUGUGUCUUCAGGUACAGAUGGAGCUAAAUGACAUUCUACCCAGACUGGAGCCAGCAGACACAAACCCAAGAGAAAUGCCAGUGAAUAUGGAGGAAAGAGAAUCUGAUAAAAUACAAGAGUACAAACUGCACGUGAUCGAUGAGUGUUCCACAACAUGUAGCAAGACCACUUGGCCUGGGAAUCAUGUAGACUUCUUCUACCAAGAAACAGAGACACACAAGAGGUUCUUACCAUGUCUGUUUCUUCCCAGAAGACCUCAAGGGAGACAGCCCAUGACUGUGGUCCUACAGGGAGUUGCUGGUGUUGGAAAAACAGCCCUAGCCAAAAAGGUGAUGUUGGAGUGGGCACAAAACAAGUUCUACCCCCAUAAGUUCUGGUGUGCUUUCUACAUCCAUUGCCGGGAAGUGGCCCAGGUGGCCAAGCAGAGCUUCUUGGAGCUGAUUGCCCAUAAGUGGCCAGGGUCAAAAGCUCUCAUGUCCAAGAUUAUGUCCAAACCAGAGCAACUUCUGCUCCUCUUUGAUAGCUUUGAGGAGGUAACAUUAACCCUCACAGAUAGACCAACUGACCUGAGUGACGACUGGAGCCAGAAAUUGCCUGGGUCUAUCCUGCUGACCAGUUUGCUGAGCAAAAGAAUGCUUCCUGAAGCCACUAUACUGAUCACUCUGAGGUUCACUUCUUGGAGGAAACUUAAGCCCUUCCUAAAACAGCCCUCUUUUACAACCCUUACAGGGUUUGGUAUGGCAGAAAGAGGCAAGUGUUUCAGGACCUAUUUCGGAAACAAGAGGGAAGCUGAUGAAGCCUUGAGUUUCAUCAUGGGAAACACGAUUCUCUUGUACAUGUGCCAGGUCCCUGUGGUUUGCUGGAUGGUGUGCUCUUGUCUGAGGCAGCAGAUGGAGAGAGGAGCAGAUCUCAGGCAGGUGUAUCCAAACGCCACGGCUCUAUUCGUCCAGUAUCUGUCUAGCUUAUUUCCCACCAAGGCUGGAGGACUUCCCGGCAACACUCACCAAGAACAGCUGAGAGGUCUGUGUUACUUGGCUGCAGAGGGUAUGUGGAACAUGAAAUGGGUGUUUGACCCAAAAGACCUGGAGCACGCCAAGCUGGAGGAGACCGCCGUUGCCACUUUUCUCCGUGUGAAUAUUUUUCAAAGGGUUGCAGGUGACCAAGACUGUUACACUUUUGCCUUCAUGAGUUUCCAGGAAUUCUUUGCUGCCUUGUGGUACGUCCUCUCUUCCCCGCAAAGACUCAGAAAUUUCCAGGUGUUGGGCAGCGUUCACGUCACGCGCCUGAUAGCCUACCCCGGAAGAAAGAAAAACUAUCUCGCUCCGAUGGGGCUUUUCCUGUUUGGCCUUUUAAAUGAAACAUGCGCUUUAGCCGCAGAGAAGUCAUUCCGAGGCAAGCUGACCUUGAGUAACAGAGAGAAGUUGUUGAAAGUUGCAGCCCUGUCACAUGAAUUUGACCCCCCAACCCCACACCACGGCGUCCCACAGCUAUUGUACUGUCUGCAUGAAAUCCAGGAGGAGGCAUUUGUGAGCCAGAUCCUAAAUGAUUGUCAGAAAGCUGCUUUGACCAUCAGCAAGGUCAAAGACAUGCAGGUGUCUGCUUUUUGUCUGAAACACUGUAGACACCUGCGGUGUCUGAAACUGACCAUCACCCUGACCAUCACCCAAGUUUGGAGGCUCAACCAACCAAGCCACCCAGGCUCUGAGCUACCGGAAAGCAGCGGUCAGUGUUUUCUCUGGUGGCGAGACUUCUGCUCCGUGUUUUGGACACACGAGAGUUUGGAGGUCCUGGCUGUGACCAACACUUUUAUGGAGACUGAUUCAGCGAGGGCUCUUCAUGCAGCUCUGAGACACCCUUGGUGUCCACUGCAAAAACUAAUCUUUAGACAUGUGAAUCCCUCUAUGUUGAAUGAAGACUUCUUCCAAGUUUUGAUUGAAAACCGGUAUAUGAGACACUUGGAAAUACAAGGCACAGAAGUGAGAUGUGAGACCAUGGAUUUUCUGUGCACAGCCUUGAAGUACCCACAGUGUUAUCUACAGCGUCUCAGCCUGGAAGACUGCCCACUUAACCCUAAAAGUUGGAUUGAUAUUGCCAGGAAUCUCAGAAGUAACAUACACUCAAAGACACUAAUAUUAGGAAGUACCUACCUGGAGACAUUUGGGGAAUAUUACCUGUCCAUGGCCCAGCUGGAGAGGCUAAACGAGAACCUGACCCAUCUGAGCUUGGCAGAAAAUGCCUUGAAGGACGAAGGAGCAAAACAGCUUUGCAGUGCCUUACAGCACUCUUCAUGCUCUCUACAGAGGCUGGUGUUGAGAAACUGUCACCUGACCUCCGAGUGCUGUCAGGACAUGGCCUCUGCUCUGGAUAAAAAUAAAAAUUUGAGAAGCCUGCACCUGGGUUUUAACAGUCUGAAGGACGAUGGUGUUAUCCUGCUCUUUGAGGCCCUCGAGAAUCCUGAGUCUGUCCUCCAGAUUCUGGAGUUGGAAAGGUGCCUAUUCACCUGUGUCUGUUGCCAGGCUAUGGCCUCCAUGCUCCUCCACAACCAGAGCCUGAGAUACCUGGACGUGAGCAAGAAUGACAUUGGGUGCAGGGGCAUACUGCUCCCGCAGGAGGCUUUUCAGCAGCGCCAAGUGGAAAGCGAGGGCUGUUUUGUAAGUCUCUGUUGGGUUCCCUGUGCAGAAAAACAACAGCCCAAGCAAAGCUCCUGGACAAGAGGGAAACUCUGGACCUAAAAAGCUAUUGCAGCUGUUGCUGAUGUUCCUCUCAUUUCCUGGGGAUUUAAAUUUUCCUGGUGCCUGUUGGGAACAUUGGCCUGCACUCUCCUGUCGGAUUUUAACUUCCUUCUGUCCUUCACCUUCCCUCCUUGUGUUAACUGAGUUAGUCACCACUUACCAGCCAUAUGACUGUGAACAAGUUCCUUUACCUCUCUGAGUCUCAGCUUCCCCAUCUGUGAACUGGGAUGGCGGCUUCCUCCAUGGAGAUGUGACGCCACAGCGUUCUCAGUCAGUGGUGGAUUCUGGGUGGAGGUUGUAAGGGUAUCUGGAGUUUUCAUUAUCCAUUGCUCCGUAACAAAUUACUGCAAAGCUUAAUCCCUUAAGGCAACACACGUUAAUUUUCUUGUAAUGUUUCCAAGGGUCAGAACAAUGGGAGUGGUUUGGCUGGGUAGUUCUAGCUCAUGGUCUUCACUGACGGGGUAUGAUGGAGACUUAGAAGAGUGAUUUCUAUGCUCACCCAUGUGGCUGUUGGCAGGAGGCCUCAAUUACUCUCUGUACGGCUGCUCAUGACGAUGCAGCUGGCUUCCUCCAGAACAAGUGAGAGGCAGAGAG
Leopardus geoffroyi (Geoffroy's cat) is the source of this 4681-nucleotide messenger RNA. RefSeq names its product NLR family pyrin domain containing 8 (gene NLRP8). Gene Ontology annotation, biological process: regulation of inflammatory response. The transcript is spliced from 12 exons. Lineage: Eukaryota; Metazoa; Chordata; Mammalia; Carnivora; Felidae. Gene Ontology annotation, molecular function: protein binding. The record is from RefSeq and is a predicted model, not a curated record. Gene Ontology annotation, cellular component: cytoplasm.